UCUUUGGGUGGCUUUCAUGUUCGCAGGGGAAUUCCUUUAGAGCUCGUUUCUGAGGAAGUGAACAAAGCCAAAUCUGUGUCUCAAACUCCAAGGACUAUGAACGAGAUGCCUGCAGGCGAAGAAUAAUGUGAAUAUAACGAAGAAGGUCAAUAUGACCGUAAAGGAGGUGGACUGUUAGGAAAAAAAAAAAAAAAAAAAAUUCCUGGCUGCCUUUGGGAGGACUUUAAGAUACACAGCAUAGGUGAAAAGGGUGAUUCACCAGUUCAUUUCUGUGACAAAUGUGAUCUGCCUGUUAAAAUCAAUGGGUGAAUGAUUCCGUGCAAGCAUGCUUUUUCCUAUCACUGUGCUAAUUUAUGCAGAGAUAAAAUGUGUCCAACCUAUAGUUGUCCUGUGCUGAGAAUUGAGGCACAUACACGAGGUUUUAUCUUCAUGUGUGGCACUCUUCAGGGAUGCAAGAAAACAUAUUUGUCUCAAAGAGACUUACAGGUUCAUAUCAACAACCGCCAUAAGAUGGCUGGAAAAUUUACCUGUGCUUCACUUGAAAAAAUUUAUCCUUGUAUUGCUUUACCAACAACUGAAAGCUCUGAAAUCCCUGAAAUGCUGCUAGACAAGGACCAUAUAAGCCAUAUUCCACCAGAGCAGCCCACCGUGAUGCCACCACCUCCUGUGCAACAUGUACCACACAAGCAUAGUUAGCCAUGUGUGGAUAUUCGUGAGCCUCCAGCAGAAUUGUCUCCACUUCCAUCUCCUUCGUUUAUUGAAGAUCAAGAAACUCUGAGCCCUCCAUUUACACAAACAGGUGGAUUAAGUCUUGGUAUAUGGCCUGUAUUGAAAGGACUGCCACCUCAUCCACCAAUACAGGGCCCAACUUCUUCAUCCCUAUUUCCUGGAUCACAUUAUUUAGAUCAGACAAGAUAUAGAGUAUAUCAACAAUGA
Molecule: messenger RNA, 936 nt
Organism: Galeopterus variegatus (Sunda flying lemur)
Lineage: Eukaryota; Metazoa; Chordata; Mammalia; Dermoptera; Cynocephalidae
Gene: CBLL2
Product: zinc finger protein 645
Biological process (GO): regulation of cell adhesion; protein ubiquitination
Molecular function (GO): ubiquitin protein ligase activity
Source: RefSeq, a predicted model, not a curated record